AUGUUUGAGGAAAAAGUGAAGGCGUCGCUUGUCCUGCACGGUGGUGAAUGUUUUGAAGGCUACUCUUUUGGUUACGAGGAGAGUGUGGCGGGUGAAGUUGUUUUUGCCACCGGCAUGGUUGGGUACCCGGAGGCAAUGACUGACCCUUCCUACCAGGGACAGAUUCUUGUCUUGACUUCGCCAAUGAUCGGAAAUUACGGCAUCCCUCCAAUUGAGACGGAUCAUUUUGGCUUGACUAAAUAUUUUGAGAGCAUGGGCGGAGAAAUACAUGUGAGUGCAGUGGUUGUUUCAGAGUACUGCGAUGAGCCGGCACAUUGGCAGAUGUGGGAGACUCUUGGACAGUGGCUGCGACGAAAUAAUAUUCCAGGCAUCAUGAUGGUGGAUACACGCCAUAUCGUAUUAAAGUUACGUGAGAUGGGUACAGCUCUUGGUAAAGUAGUUGUCAAUGAUAAAGAUGUACCUUUUGUCGAUCCUAAUAUGCGUCAUUUAGUAGCUGAAGUCAGCACAAAGACACGCUCUACAUAUGGACAUGGAACACUUGUCAUUCUUGUCAUUGAUAUGGGUGUGAAACUUAACUCAUUGCGGUGUUUGCUAAAGUAUGAUGUGACACUCAUUGUGGUACCACAUGACUGGGAUAUCACAAAGGAAACAUACGAUGGCCUUUUUAUUUCCAACGGUCCAGGUAAUCCACAGAUGUGCACAAAAACCAUUGAACAUGUUCGAUGGGCUAUUACGCAAGAUAAACCGAUCUUUGGUAUAUGUAUGGGAAAUCAGAUUUUAGCACUUGCUGCUGGAGGUUCCACAUACAAGAUGAAGUACGGCCAUCGUGGACAGAAUCAACCUUCGACAUGCCGUUCCGAUGGACAUGUCUUUAUUACGACACAAAAUCAUGGCUUUGCUGUGGAUUUUAAAUCCGUUUCUCAGGAUGAGUGGGAGGAGUGUUUUUACAACCCUAAUGAUGAUAGCAAUGAGGGAUUACGUCAUCGUACAAAGCCGUUUUUCUCUGUACAGUUUCAUCCGGAAGGACGUUGUGGUCCGCAGGAUACGGAGUAUCUAUUUGGUGAAUUUAUUGCACAUGUAAAAGAAUCUAAAGUGAAGGAGGCCUCUAAAUAUAAACCCCGGAAAGUUCUUGUAUUGGGGGCAGGUGGCAUUGUCAUUGCACAGGCUGGCGAGUUUGACUACAGUGGCUCGCAAUGCCUUAAAGCGUUGAGUGAAGAAGGUAUAGAGACCGUGCUUGUUAAUCCUAACAUUGCGACGGUACAAACAGACGAUGAAAUGGCGGAUCAAAUUUAUUUUGUACCCGUCACCGCAGAAGCUGUGGAACGCGUCAUUGAAAAGGAGAGACCAGAUGGAAUCAUGUUGGCAUGGGGAGGUCAGACGGCGUUAAACUGUGGUCUGGAAAUGGAUCGACUUGGUAUUCUCAAGAAAUACAAUGUGCAGGUUCUUGGUACGCCUAUUUCUACCAUUACCGUAACGGAGGAUCGAGAUUUGUUCCGUAAUGCACUCUUACAGAUUAACGAACACGUAGCGAAGUCAUUAGCUGUGACAUCGAUAGAGGAGGCGGUAGGAGCGUCAAAGGUCAUUGGAUUUCCGUUAAUGUUGCGCGCAGCAUACUGCCUUGGCGGUCAAGGUAGCGGCAUUGUUUACAAUGAAGAAGAAUUACGUCAUAAGGUGGGUGUGGCACUUGCUGUUUCGCCGCAGGUUCUGUUGGAGGAGAGUGUGGCUGGAUGGAAGGAAGUGGAGUAUGAGGUGGUGCGUGAUAUCUACGACAACUGCAUCACGGUUUGUAACAUGGAGAACUUUGACCCGAUGGGUAUUCAUACCGGUGAAUCCAUCGUUGUUGCCCCCUCACAGACGUUGACGAACGAUGAGUACCACAUGUUGCGAAGUGCAUCUAUUAAAAUUAUUCGUCAUCUUGGUAUUGUUGGCGAAUGCAACAUCCAAUACGGUCUUGAUCCCAGUUCACACCGCUAUGUUGUAAUUGAGGUUAAUGCACGUCUUUCUCGUUCCUCCGCCUUGGCAUCAAAGGCAACAGGAUACCCACUUGCACUCGUUGCGGCAAAGAUUGCUCUUGGCAAAGGCCUUUUUGAGAUUGCGAAUGGGGUCACCAAGACAACAAUGGCGUGCUUUGAGCCGAGCUUGGAUUACAUCGUCGUGAAAGUUCCACGCUGGGAUCUCAGCAAGUUCAACAUGGUGAGUCAGAACAUUGGUUCUAUGAUGAAGAGUGUGGGUGAGGUGAUGGCGAUUGGUCGCACCUUUGAGGAGGCACUGCAAAAGGCACUACGCAUGGUGGAUCCGUCACAUACGGGCUUUGAUGUCCCUCCAAGACUGGAGGCAAAGAAGAAUUGGGAUUAUAUGCAAGAUUUGAAGGUCCCUACACCAGACCGCAUCUUUGCGAUUUGCCGAGCCCUCCAUGAGGGUGUUUCCGUGGAGACGAUACAUGAGAUGACAAGGAUUAAUUUAUUUUUUCUUAAUAAGCUGCAUAAACUUAUUUUGUUACAGAAUCAUAUGUUACAAACAUAUAAGGGGGAAGAUGAAUACCAUGCCAC
Trypanosoma cruzi is the source of this 2549-nucleotide messenger RNA. RefSeq names its product glutamine-dependent carbamoyl-phosphate synthetase, putative. Gene Ontology annotation, molecular function: ATP binding; metal ion binding; carbamoyl-phosphate synthase (glutamine-hydrolyzing) activity. Gene Ontology annotation, biological process: L-glutamine metabolic process; L-arginine biosynthetic process; 'de novo' pyrimidine nucleobase biosynthetic process. NCBI's taxonomy places the organism in Eukaryota, Euglenozoa, Kinetoplastea, Trypanosomatida, Trypanosomatidae. Gene Ontology annotation, cellular component: carbamoyl-phosphate synthase complex; cytoplasm. The record is from RefSeq and is a predicted model, not a curated record. The transcript has a single exon. The annotation marks the transcript as partial.